Molecule: messenger RNA, 7375 nt
Organism: Oncorhynchus masou masou (cherry salmon)
Lineage: Eukaryota; Metazoa; Chordata; Actinopteri; Salmoniformes; Salmonidae
Product: trichohyalin-like
Biological process (GO): chromosome organization involved in meiotic cell cycle; telomere maintenance via telomerase; telomere maintenance via recombination
Cellular component (GO): condensed nuclear chromosome; Mre11 complex
Molecular function (GO): double-stranded telomeric DNA binding; G-quadruplex DNA binding; single-stranded telomeric DNA binding
Source: RefSeq, a predicted model, not a curated record
AGGACAUGUUACUCAGUGAGAGAGAGAUGGUGGGCUCCCUGAGGAGUCAGCUGGAGGAAGAAGAGAGACAGAGUGAGGAGAGGAGGAAGGAGAACGAACGACUGAGACUGGAGAGGGAGAGGGAGGAGGAGCAGAGGAAUGAGCUGGAGAGUGAGAGGCAGAGACGGAUGGAGGCGGACCUGGUAGAGAAUGCCCAUCUCAGUGAGCGUGAGGCUUGUAUCCGCAUGGAGCUGCAUGUUCUACAGGGAGAGCUGCAGAGAGAACAGCUGGACAGGGAGCGGGCAGAGGAGGAAGCUGCUGAUGCUAGGGAUGCGCUAAGCAAGGCCCGUGAGUCAGUGUUAACCCUUUCGUCCGGUCAAACCCUUCUGAAGAGAGAAGUGUCAGAGCACCGUGACGCCCUAGAGAAGAUGGCUGCCUUAAACGAAGCCUUAGCCAAGGACAAGAGAGAGCUCAACGCCCAGGCACUACAGCUUGAGAUGGAGAUGGCUGACCUCCAGGUCCAGCUACAGGGACUAGAGUCAAAGGUCGUGACCCUUCGUAGGGAGCUUCACCCAAAGAUCAGAGCUCAGCUCCCUGCAGCAACUCAGGGACAGAGAGAGAGAGCUGGAGAGAGAGGUGGAGACCCUACGGGAGGAGAAGGAGAGAGAGGUGGAGACCCUACGGGAGGAGAAGGAGAGAGAGGUGGAGACCCUACGGGAGGAGAAGGAGAGAGAGGUGGAGACCCUACGGGAGGAGAAGGAGAGAGAGGUGGAGACCCUACGGGAGGAGAAGGAGAGAGAGGUGGAGACCCUACGGGAGGAGAGAGGAAGGGUUGGAAAACGACUGGAAGAGCUGUCUGUGCAGCACGGUGCAGUGUGUGGGAGUUGAGAGGUCUGCAGGCAGAGCUGUGCCAAGCAACAGAGCAGCAGAGGAGGGCAGAGAGAGAGACUGAGGAACUACUAAGAGAGAACCAGGAUGUGGCGGGGACUGUCCUCUCACUGGAGAGAGAGAGAGACCAGCUGGGGCAGGACAUUGAGGAACUCAGGAUCCUGACGGUCUCCCAGCAGCAACAGUUAACCCAGACCCAGCAGCAGGUCUCAGGGCUGGAGGUAGAGAGUAGGCAGCUACAGAUCCAGGUCACCACUCUGCUCCAGACCAAGGAUGUGAUGCAGGGGGAGGUCCAGUGUCUGAGGGGAGAGAUGGAGAGAGGGAGGAGCCAGACAGAGAAGGAGAAACAGGAGGAGCGAGAGGAGAGAGAGAGGAGCCAGAGAGAGAGGGAGGUCUGGCAGGCUGACCUGGAAAGGCUGCAGUUACUGGUAGAUCAGACAACAGAGAAAGGGACAAGACAAGAGGAGGAACGGAGAGAAGAGAGGGCAGGGUGGCAGAGAGAGAGGAUGGCGUUGAGCUCGGAGCUGGGGCACAGAGAUGGAGAGGUGGUGGCGAUGAAGAACAGGAUGGAGGGAUUGGAGAAGGAGAAGGAGGAGAUGUCGUGUCUGUUGGAGGAGAGAGACGCAGAGCUGGAGAGACUAACCGCAGAACACAAGAGCCACCAACACAGAGAGAGAAAACUGAAGGAGGAGGGGGAGAGAUGGAGAGAGAAAGCAGAGGAGGGAGAGAGAUGGAGAGAGAAAGCAGAGGGAGAGAGAUGGAGGGAGAGAGCAGAGGAGGGAGAGAGAUGGAGGGAGAAAGCAGAAGGAGAGAGAUGGAGGGAGAGAGCAGAGGAGGGAGAGAUGGAGGGAGAGAGCAGAGGAGGGAGAGAGAUGGAGGGAGAGAGCAGAGGAGGGAGAGAGAUGGAGGGAGAAAGCAGAGGGAGAGAGAUGGAGGGAGAGAGCAGAGGAGGGAGAGAGAUGGAGGGAGAGAGCAGAGGAGGGAGAGAGAUGGAGGGAGAGAGCAGAGGAGGGAGAGAGAUGGAGGGAGAAAGCAGAGGGAGGGAGAUGGAGGGAGAGAGCAGAAGAGGGAGAGAGAUGGAGGGAGAGAGCAGAGGAGGGAGAGAGAUGGAGGGAGAGAGCAGAAAAGAGAGCAGAAGAGGGGGAAGAUGGAGGGAGAAAGCAGAGGAGAGAGCAGAAGAGGUAGAGAGAUGGAGGGAGAGAGCAGAGGAGGGAGCACAAGAGGUAGAGAGAUGGAGGGAGAGAGCAGAGGAGGGAGCAGAAGAGGUAGAGAGAUGGAGGGAGAGAGCAGAGGAGGGAGAGAGAUGGAGGGAGAGAGCAGAGGAGAGGGAGAGAGAUAAUGCGAGACUGAAUCAGAGGCUCACUGAAAAAGAGAAGAAUAACAGUGAACAACUAAAGGCGGUGAAAAGAGAGAGUGACAAGAUAGCAGAACAACUGAAAAAGGAGGAGGUAGAUGGAAGGAAGAGAUUAGAGAAUAUAGAGGAACUGAAAACUAGAAUGAUCUCACUGGAGGAAGAAAGAGACAAUCUGGAGGCAGAACUGAAGAAAACUGAACUAUUGGAGAACAAAAUGUUUGCCGCGGAGAGAGAGAACUCACAGCUCAGAGAGAGGGAGAGAGAAAGAUGCCAGGAGGAGAGUCUGAGAAAGAGGAGGAAGGAGUCGGAGGGAAGGGAGCGAGAGGAGAUAGAGGAGCUGAAAACUAGAAUGAUCUCACUGGAGGAAGAAAGAGACAAUCUGGAGAGGGAAAUGGUGGAAAUGAGUCAGAGGUUUAAAGAAACAGAGAAUAAAGAGAGUGAACAACUGAAAGACAGAAGAAGAGAGAUGGAGAAGGUGGCAGAAGUUCUGAGAACAAGGGAAGGAGAGAUGAGAAAGAGAGAGGAGGAGAUGACAGAGCUGAAAGCCAUGGUCGUCUCUCUGGAGGAAGAGUUGAAGGACAUUGAGAUAUUAAAGGGAAACCUUCAGGCUUUAGAAGAGGUCAACACCAAACUCCGGGACAAGGAGAUAGAGGAAGAGAGGAAGACGGAAAAGAGAGAAGCAGAAGAGAGGGAGAGGGCGGAGAGAUUGAAAGAAGAGCUGGCACAGAAAGACGUAGAGGUACAGGAGGUGAAGAACAGGAUGGAGGGAUUGGAGAAGGAGAAGGAGGAGAUGUCGUGUCUGUUGGAGAAGAGAGACGCAGAGCUGGAGAGACUAACCGCAGAACACAAGAGCCACCAACACAGAGAGAGAAAACUGAAGGAGGAGGGGGAGAGAUGGAGAGAGAAAGCAGAGGAGGGAGAGAGAUGGAGAGAGAAAGCAGAGGAGGGAGAGAGAUGGAGGGAGAGAGCAGAGGAGGGAGAGAAAUGGAGGGAGAGAGCAGAGGAGGGAGAGAGAUGGAGGGAGAGAGCAGAGGGAGAGAGAUGGAGGGAGAGAGCAGAGGAGGGAGAGAGAUGGAGGGAGAAAGCAGAGGGAGAGAGAUGGAGGGAGAGAGCAGAAGAGGUAGAGAGAUGGAGGGAGAGAGCAGAGGAGGGAGCAGAAGAGGUAGAGAGAUGGAGGGAGAAAGCACAGGAGGGAGCAGAAGAGGUAGAGAGAUGGAGGGAGAGAGCAGAGGAGAGGGAGAGAGAUAAUGCGAGACUGAAUCAGAGGCUCACUGAAAAAGAGAAGAAUAACAGUGAACAACUAAAGGCGGUGAAAAGAGAGAGUGACAAGAUAGCAGAACAACUGAAAAAGGAGGAGGUAGAUGGAAGGAAGAGAUUAGAGAAUAUAGAGGAACUGAAAACUAGAAUGAUCUCACUGGAGGAAGAAAGGGACAAUCUGGAGGCAGAACUGAAGAAAACUGGACUAUUGGAGAACAAAAUGUUUGCCGCGGAGAGAGAGAACUCACAGCUCAGAGAGAGGGAGAGAGAAAGAUGCCAGAAGGAGAGUCUGAGAAAGAGGAGGAAGGAGUCGGAGGGAAGGGAGCGAGAGGAGAGACUGAGAGGAAAGCUGGAGCUGAGAGAAGGAGAGGUUGAGGUCUUGAGAGAGAAGUUGAUUGUCUUAGAAGAAGAGAGGGAUGAGGGGAAGAGAGAGCAGCAGACAUUAGAGGGGAAGAUGGAGAGACAGAUGGCUCAGCUGAGGGAAAGAGAAGAGGAGGUAGAGAAACUGAGGGAGGAGGAAGAGAAGGCCGGGGCUAGGCUACAGCAGAGAGAGGAAGAGUUGAGAAAUCUGAAAGACAGAAUGCACCAGUCAGAGCUCUCAGAGAAACACGUCUCAGACCUUCUGAUAGAGACGGAGUCUUUACUAGAGACCGAGAGGAGUCAGAGCAGAGACAGGGAUAAAGCACUACACCUGGCAAAGGAGGAGAGGAAGAGGGAGAGAGAACGGGCACAGGAAACAGAGCAGCACAACGUGAGACUGGAAGAGGAGGUGAAGAAAUUGAAAGAAAGAGUGGAGGAACGGAUAAAAGAAGUAGCAAGGCUCUCACAGCUCCUGAAGGAGAGAGAGGAGGAGGACUUUAGGGUGAGAGCGGUAGAGAGCGGUGGAGAAAGACAGAGACAGAAGGAGGAACUGAAAAGGAGUGAGGAGGAGAGGGAGAGACAGGAGGACGUAUUGAGGAGGAACAAGGAGGAGAGGGAAUGGUUGGGUGCCCAGCUGAAAGAGGAGCAGACGGAGGGAGAGAGACUGAGGUCCAGACUAGAGGAGGUGCAGAGAGGACAACGCCUCCUGCAGGAGGAUAGAGGAUGUCGCGUAGAGAGGCUGGGGGCUCAGGUCAAAGCCCUGGAGGAGGAGAGAGACCACCUCUUAGCUGAGAUCAGGAAGAAGGAGAGAGAGGCUGGGAUCCUGAAGGAUGAGACUCACAGAGAGAGGAGAGAGAAGGAGAGGACUGGCUCCUCACUGAGAAGGAUGGAGGAGGAGUUGAAGGAGAGCAGGGAGGCGCGGGCCCUCAGUCUGGCCACCCUGAAGGAGCAGGGAGCAGAGAUGACCAGGAGCAGGGAGAGAAGCAGGAAGGAGGUGCAGGAGAAGGAGGGGGACAACCAGAAGAUGAGAGAGGGGCUGAAGACAGCCAUGCAGGAGAUGGCUACCCUGAACCAGCUGCUGGAGGAGAGCCACAGGGAGGGGGAGAGGCUAAGGAGCCUCCUGCAGGAGAGGAAAGAGGAGAUGGUGAAGAGCAGGGAGGAGAGCCUGCGUGCUGCCCGGGGGGAGGUGGAGGAGCUGCGAGGGAGGACCAGGACUGUGGAGCAAGAGAAAAGGGAGGUGGAGAGAAAGCUCAGAGACAGAGAGGAGGAGAUGGAGGAGGCAGUGAGAGAGAAGGACAGGAGACAGAAGGAGAUGGAGGAGGUGUUGGGAGAGAAGGAGGCUGAGCUGACCACCACCAGGGCUAGACUGGAUGUCCUGGAGGAACAGGGGACAGAGCUCAGAUGUCUGGCUGCUGAGAAGGCAGUUACACAGCUCAGAGAGAGAAUCAGAGUGGUGGAGGGAGAGAUGGAGGGAGUGAGAGAAGAGAAGAAGAGCGAGAUCGAGAGGCUUCAGCGGAAGAUGGAGACGUUGAGACAGGAAGAGGAGGAGAGGAGGGAGAGUCUGAAACUAAGGGAGCAGGAGAGCCUGAGGCGUGUAGAGUUAGUCACGGACAUGCUGAGAGAGAGGGAGACGGAGCUGGAGAGGUUGAGAGAGAAAGCUUACAGAGAGGAGAAAGAUAAACUGGAGGAGAGGAAGAGAGACACAGAGGAAGUGAAACUGCAGAGUGUGGAGAAAGAAGAGACAGAUGAACAGAGGAGACUGAGAGAGCCUGGGGAACAAAGGGAGGCGACAGACCAGAAGAGAGGAGAAAGAAGUCGGGAGGGUCCAGGAAGAGAGGUCUGGCUUCAGGACGAGGUAGAUACUCUGAGGAAGAGAGUGUCCUCCCAGCUCCUGGACACAGAGGAAAGGGAGAGACUGUUGAGACAGAGAGAAGAGGAGGGCCAGGAGAGUCUUAGAUUGUUGAGACAGAGAGAGACAGAGCUUUACACCCUGAGAGAAAGAGUAGAGGAACUCGGUAAGGACAGAGACCGUGUCACAGCUGCCCUGGAGAAGACUGAGGCUACCAUGAUUGGCUACCGGGACAGAGCCCACCAACAGGAGCAAAGCAGAGGGGCGGGAUCUGAGAGGGCCGUGGCCCAGAUAGAGAUGGACCCCCUGGUCCAGGAACGUCUGUCUGUCCUGCAGAGGGCCGUGGCCCAGCUAGAGAUAGACCAUAGACGGCUACAGAGGAGGAACACACUGCUGGAACAACGCACUGACAGACUGAAGACUGAGAGGAAACACCUCAGAGAGAUGCUGACACAGACGGAGAGAGGAUCAUCACGUGAUGGGUUGUCCUCCAGCAGCCUCAGAGACAGAGCUCAGGAGUCCAGGGGCUUGGUUGGUCUGGAAACAGAGGAGUUGGGAGUCCUUAGGACCAAGGUGAAGGAGCUAGAGGACCAGGUACACUACCUACAGCUGACACUCGUCCUCGACCACCGGGAGAGGCUGGAGUUUAUCCAACACUCCUCCAGGAACAACCAAUGGCUGGUGUCUCUUCGCCAAGACUUGACUGAUUCUCUGGUGUUGGUCUCACAGCAACCAAUCCCCUCUGUGCUGGAGUCAGAGACACACCGAUUGGAUAGGAGUGUCAGGGAGGAGGAGAUGAGAUUGUCUCUCAGUCAGAGUUGAAGAUGAAGCACAGAAUGUUUGCCUCCGAAAUGGCACACUAUUGUCUUCCAGGGCUCUGGUCAAAAGUAGUGCACUAUAUCUGAAAUAGGGUGCCAUUUGGGUCUAAAGUAGUGCACUAUAUCUGAAAUAGGGUGCCAUUUGGGUUUAAAGUAGUGCACUAUAUCUGGAAUAGGGUGCCAUUUGGGUCUAAAGUAGUGCACUGUAUCUGGAAUGGGGUGCCAUUUGGGUCUAAAGUAGUGCACUGUAUCUGGAAUAGGGUGCCAUUUGGGUCUAAAGUAGUGCACUAUAUCUGGAAUAGGGUGCCAUUUGGGUCUAAAGUAGUGCACUGUAUCUGGAAUAGGGUGCCAUUUGGGUCUAAAGUAGUGCACUAUAUCUGGAAUAGGGUGCCAUUUGGGUCUAAAGUAGUGCACUAUAUCUGGAAUAGGGUGCCAUUUGGGUCUAAAGUAGUGCACUAUAUAUGGAAUAGGGUGCCAUUUGGGACCCACCCUAUGUAUACUGAACAAAGAUAUAAACAUAACAUGCAACAAUAUCAACAAUUGUACUGAGUUCCACUUCAUAUUUACUCAAUUGAAAUAAAUUCAUUAGGCCCUAAUCUAUGGAUUUAACAUGACUGGGCAGGGGCACAGCCAUGGGUGGGCCUGGGAGGGCAUAGGCCCAACUAAUCAGAAUGAGUUUUCCCCACAAAAGGGCUUUAUUACAGACAGAAAUACUUCUCAGUUUCAUCAGCUGUCUGGAUGGCUGGUCUCAGACGAUCCCACAGGUGAAGAAGCUGGAUGUGGACCUCCUGGGCUGGCAUGGUUACACGGGGUCUGCGGUUGUGAGGCCGGCUGGACGUAUCGCCAUAUUCUCUAAAAUGACAUUAGAGG